AAUUUGUGGUAAGAAUAUACUGUGAUCAUCCAACAAUAAGCCCAUUUCUAAAAAAAACUUAUAUAUGUGUGCUUGUGGUGGCAAUCAAACCCUGUGAAACCGUCUCAGUUACAUGUUAAUACGCCCCCUCUAAUCAUACAAUGACCUUCGAGAAUAUCCCUGAUGUAUUAACUAUGUGAUGCGUGCGUUUAUCUUAAAUGUAAGCCAAUAACAAUGUAAAGACGUUUGUAAAUGACCUUGAUUCAUGGUCGGCUCGCCUCUCCUGUACUAUGCGAAGUUUCUCACGGUAGGUAGAUAAGCGUUUGGAGCGAUUGUAACCAUGUCGGCAGCCUGUAAGAAAUUGAUUAACACUGUGGAGCAAUGUGUGGACGAGAAUCUGGAGGGUUUGGUCGCUGUCAAUCCCGGACUACAGCUACUGGAGGGACUGAGGGUGGUAGUGCGGACGGACGUCGGACCAAAUGUGGUGGGGGCCGGGAAGGUUUCCCUUCUUAGCGGGGGAGGGUCAGGUCACGAACCAGCUCAUGCAGGUUAUGUUGGCCCUGGGAUGCUGACAGCAGCAGUAGCUGGGUCAGUGUUUGCAUCCCCUCCCCCAUAUAGCAUUCUGGCCGGCAUCAAGGCUGUAUCCGCACCUGGUUCAGCUGGCGUAUUGCUGAUAAUAAAGAAUUACACAGGAGACAGACUAAACUUUGGCAUGUCGGCUGAGAGAGCCAAGACACAACUAGGGGUGAAGGUAGAAAUGGUAGUAGUAGGGGAGGAUUGUGCCUUGACCUCUUCUGACAAGACUGCAGGCAGGAGGGGACUCUGUGGGACCCUUUUUAUCCACAAGAUAUGUGGAGCUUUGUCUGAUGAAGGCAAGAGUUUGGAAGAAAUUGUCACAGUUGCCAAGGAUGCUGCUUCAAAGAUGGGGACCAUUGGAUUAAGUUUGACCCCCUGUAGCAUUCCUGGUUCUGGGCCUUCCUUCCACAUUGCAGAUGAUGAAAUGGAGUUAGGACUCGGAGUCCAUGGUGAAGCAGGUGUAAAAAGAACUAAGUUGGUCAGUGCCAAGGAAGCAGUCAAGAUGAUGAUUGAUCACAUGACCAAUUCCAGCAAUUGUACACAUCUUCCUGUCAAAGAAGGUGACAGAGUGGCUUGUAUGAUCAACAACCUUGGUGGGACCUCUAUGUUGGAGCUUAACAUCAUUGCCAAGGAGGCCAUAGAAUUACUAGAGAGAAGAGGAGUACUGGUAGAGAGAGCUUACUGUGGGACAUACAUCACAUCCCUGGAAAUGGCGGGAAUAUCUAUCACACUGCUGCACCUGGAUGAUACAUUGAGACGCUGCCUAGAUGCACCUACAACUGCCCCAGCUUGGCCCCACCCCCUUCUGCCACCUGGGACAUUGACACGGCAGACACCUGUCAGAAUGCCAAGGGAAAACAUCCAAGCUCAGGUCACCAAGACAGGCCCCAAAAUGGCAACCAUUGGGUCAGCUGAAGCCAGCCUUAUUUUUGAUUGUCUGAAGCUAGCUGGAGAGCGUCUGGUAGCUGCAGAAUCACAGCUUAAUGAGCUAGACCGAGAGAGUGGAGACGGUGACUGUGGCAGUACAAUGGCUAGGGGUGCACAAGGAAUAUUGACUAGUUUGGGAAGUAAGGACAGUCCAAAUCUGCCUGUUUCAUGUCCUGGUGACCUUGCUCUGACCUUGGCUAGUGCUGCAGAGGAUACAAUGGGAGGUUCAUCAGGAGGGUUGUACAGUCUUUUCUUCACUGCGGCCUCUGCCAGUCUACAGACCAAAGUCUCUCCUGAUGCUUACUGUGAAGCCCUCAAAGCUGGAAUACAGACCAUGAUGAAAUAUGGUGGUGCUGAGCCAGGGGACAGAACCAUGCUUGACCCUCUACACUCGGCCAGCCAAGCGUGGUCAGUAGCCUUAUCCAGUCACACACCAUUGGAGGCAUUCCGUCUGGCUGUAGAGGCUGCUGAGAAGAGUGCGGAAGAGACAGCCAAGAUGAAAGCUCAAGCUGGCAGAGCCAGCUAUGUUAGUGCAGAUCACCUGAAGAACCCUGAUCCAGGAGCCCGAGCUGUAGCUGUGUGGUUUAGGGCAGUACUAGAGGCCUUAUCCUCAUAAAAGAAAUCAGCUGGUGAUACCUUGCUUCUUCUUUUGAUCAAUUUUAAGGCAGUGGACAUAUUGUUUUAUCUAAAGGAUAGAGGCAAGGUCCAUUUAUCCAGAUCAUGGAAUAUACUCAGGUGGCCCGUAUCCAACAGCUAUUGUGUGAUUGUGAGAGAUAUUUUAAACAGGUGCUAAUAUGGUUUUGAUUUCAUACGUAUAUAACAUAAUAUCCAUUACGUAAUCUGUGUGUAUGUUUGAAUGUAUGUAAGUAUAUUUUGUCUCAGUGUCAGCCAUUAUGAUAUCUACCCCCGGUAUUCCCUAUGAUGUUAAUACUUGGGAAAGUGAAAGUGAGAGGAUAUAUAUAAAGAUAUGAGUUACACUGAUCAGUUUAAUGAUGUUAAGAAUAUUAUUAUAUUAAUUUUAGCAUAUGUAAUAGCUCAAAAGAUUUAUAUUAAA
Ylistrum balloti is the source of this 2536-nucleotide messenger RNA. Its product is annotated as triokinase/FMN cyclase-like. The coding region runs from base 320 to 2098 and encodes 592 amino acids. Gene Ontology annotation, biological process: glycerol catabolic process. The record is from RefSeq and is a predicted model, not a curated record. The transcript has 16 exons. Gene Ontology annotation, molecular function: glycerone kinase activity; ATP binding. NCBI's taxonomy places the organism in Eukaryota, Metazoa, Mollusca, Bivalvia, Pectinida, Pectinidae. Gene Ontology annotation, cellular component: cytosol.